AUGAGUGCUGAAAACGACGAUAAAGCACCUUCAUGUGUGUUUUUCAAAGCUCCUAUUCGUCGUGGAAAUCCUGCAACAACUUCUAAACGUCGUCAAGAAUCACCGUCAAAUUCUUCAUCAUCAUCAUCGUCCGAUGAUGAAGGUCAGCCAUCAGCAUCAACAUUUCGUACUUCAAAACCAACAAGAAAAGGUUUAGUAUCAACAACUACGAGUAAAUCAUCGAAUAAACGUCGUCAACAAACUACAGGAAGUGGUGAUGAUGAUGAUGAAGAACAACAAAAUAAUAAAGAAAAAUCAAUUGAAGUUAAAUUUAAAUCUGAUCGACAAGCACAAACACAAGGUCCAAGUGAUAUGGGUGCAACUGCAACUGUAGAAAUUGAUACUGAUACACAACGAGAUCAACAAACAAUAUUUGAACGUGCAAAGAAAAUUAAUGAAGAAUUGAAAGGAAAAGCAGAUGAUAAAAUCUAUCGUGGUAUUAAUAAUUAUCAACAGUUUUAUGAGAAAAAAGAUACAGCACAAGGAAAUGCAAGUAGUGGUCUUGUUCGAAAUAAAGGUCCAAUUCGUGCACCGGCACAUCUUCGUGUUUCAGUUCGUUGGGAUUAUCAACCAGAUAUUUGCAAAGAUUAUAAAGAAACAGGUUAUUGUGGUUUUGGGGAUAGUUGUAAAUUUCUUCAUGAUCGUUCGGAUUAUAAACAUGGGUGGCAACUUGAAAAAGAAUGGAAUGAACAGUCGUAUGGUGCUGUUGAUAAUAACAGUCAACAAUAUGUAGUUGAUGGAAAACCUGAUGGUGAAUCAAAUCGUUCAGCUGCAUGGAAUGCUUUUUCUGCUCGUCAAAAAGAACGUUCUCGUCAUCGUCAUCCUGGAGCUGACGAUGAUUGA
Messenger RNA from Adineta steineri, 882 nucleotides. The record is from the annotation of a GenBank genome assembly. Lineage: Eukaryota; Metazoa; Rotifera; Eurotatoria; Adinetida; Adinetidae.